GCAAACCUAUCUGGCCCUAGAUAAACUCCAUGAAUACCUGAUAAGAUGCUGCUGCACAGUCGGUUGAACACUGUAGCCUUGAUUCUAGAUACCCCAGGGUAUUACCUAACCACUGGCUAAUUCAACUUCUUCUGACACUUGACCUCUGUGACAGGCUAAAAGGAGUUCAACCAUCUGUGCUGCCUGUCUGCUAGUUUGUAACCUGCUUAGAAUAUAGAACCAUGUCUGCAAUCCCAGGUAGAGCGACGUCUCGCUCUCACCCCUCACCUAUCAAAACUGUGGUGGUCUACAGGAACGGUGAUGAGUUUUUCCCCGGAAGGAGGUUUGUGAUCAAUCCACGCCAAGUGUCAUCUUUCAAUAGCUUUCUGAACACCGUUACUGGAGGAGUGGAGGCACCAUUCGGAGCUGUGCGGAAUGUUUACACACCUAGGGAGGGACACCGGAUUCAGAGUUUGGAGACUUUGCAGCAUGGAGAGAAAUAUGUUGCUGGUGGGACAGAGCGCUUCAAAAAAAUUAAUUACUUUCACAUCACUUUGAAGAAGCCCCAAAGAAAGAAGAGUGAGGUGAUAAAACCAGUGGUCCAUAGCAGAAUAAUCGUGCCUGCACGGUGGAGGAAGUUUCUCCAUGAGUCAUGCACUAUCAAUGUUUUUACCAAUGGAGAUGUCUUGGUUCCUCCAGCUCGGAUACUUAUACCAAAGUAUACUCUAAGGAGCUGGGAGAGAGUACUGGCCAUGGUGACGGAGAAAGUGCACCUUCGCACUGGUGCUGUGCAUAGAUUGUACACGUUAGAUGGGACCCCAUUAUCCGGCUCAGUGGAGCUAGAAAACAACCACUACUACGUAGCGACAGGAGUGGAGAGGUUCAGGCUCCUACCAUACUUCCACUGGGUACCCAGGAAAGGACUCAUCCAAGACAUCGGCCUAGGUGUCCACAGUGACUUUCUACCACCAGUGAUGAGGAAGGGAAAGCAGCACACAAGAGAACUGAUUGCAGAUCACAGACAACAGGCAGACUCUCUGUUCAACCCCAAGUCUGAGAGAGAGAGAGCUGCCCGAGCAGCCAUGAAGCAGCAGCCAGUCUCCACCACCUCAAACCCUCUCCUCCUCCUCUCAUCAGGGGAGGACAGUGUGUUCAAAGCCAAAUCAAGGAGGAGGGAGACUGUCGGGGUGGCAGAGAUACAAGAGGAUGGACAACUAACAGUGGACCUGCCAAUCGACCAGGUGGAGGCCAAGGUGGUGGAGGAGCAGUGUGAUGUCAUCAUGGCGUUGUCUCCUCAGCCAGACAGUGGUGGAGGUGAAACAUUCUGCUCUAUAGUACCCAAGUCAGCCAGCUCCAAGAAGGCCUCGACCAGACCGACCAGACCGACCAGUGACUUUCCUGAGCAGCCAGCACCCCAGGCUGGGCCCCCAGAAACGGGUCGAAUCACCCGAACCCUCACCCACACCCCUGUAGGGACCAGCCCCACCACACCUACCAGAGACACAGAGCCCCUACAGAAACAUGGCAAGACUGAGCCACAGAACGUAAAGAAAGCCCCCAAGGUGGCGGCGAGAGCAGAAGACACAAGACGCCAGUAGUCUAGCUUUACCUCAGUAUAAUACCCAAUAAACAUGUCCAUCCGUAUCUCAGCAACCCACUUCAUUAAGAUACUACUGGACAUAUUACUGUUGUUGUGCUUGUUGUUGUUGUUGUUGUGCUUGUUGUUGUUGUUGUGGUUGUCUGAGUCAAGAGACAUACAUUAACCUGAGUGCCUGUGAUUACAGCAUACAGGUGAUUACUUUGCC
Salmo salar (Atlantic salmon) is the source of this 1784-nucleotide messenger RNA. RefSeq lists its product as uncharacterized. Lineage: Eukaryota; Metazoa; Chordata; Actinopteri; Salmoniformes; Salmonidae. The record is from RefSeq and is a predicted model, not a curated record.